This is a messenger RNA of Aphidius gifuensis, 1326 nucleotides long. Its product is annotated as hatching enzyme 1.2-like. Gene Ontology annotation, molecular function: metalloendopeptidase activity; zinc ion binding. The transcript has 6 exons. Lineage: Eukaryota; Metazoa; Arthropoda; Insecta; Hymenoptera; Braconidae. The record is from RefSeq and is a predicted model, not a curated record. The coding region runs from base 62 to 976 and encodes 304 amino acids. Gene Ontology annotation, biological process: proteolysis.
UUGAUGCUAGGCCUAGUAUAUUUUGUUAUUAAUAAUAAAAUAAUAUAAUAACUUGUUAAAAAUGAUUGUUAAAUUAUUUAGCUUUAUUUGGUUAUUGAUAAAUAGUGUAGAUACUUUUCCGAGGAGAAAAUACAAUUUUACAGUACCAAGUGAAGUUAAAAGAACAGUUCCAGAUGCUAUUGCUUAUUCAAUGAUUGACUUGGAGAGGCUGAUAACAACAAGACAAGAUCCAGAAGUUAGUCCAGGACUUUUUCAAGGUGACAUUGCCAUGACUAAUGAGCAUUAUAAUUAUUGGCGUAUUGCUCUUCGUUGGGAUAUAUUUCCUGAUAAAUUAUGGAAAAAUAGAACUGUGUCUUAUGUCAUUAGUCCACUCUACAAAACUCAAGAUUAUAUAACAAUAUACAAGGCAAUAACAUAUUUAAACUACAUGACUUGUAUUAAUUUCGUACCAUGGGAUGAAGUCUCCAAGGACUUUAUUAUCAUUUGGCCCAUGAAAUAUCCCAGUGGAUGCUGGUCAUUUAUUGGAAGAUUUGGAGGAGCUCAAUUAUUAAGCCUCCAGCCUCCAGAUGAAAGAGGACCAAAUUGUCUUGGUGAUGAGGGUCGUGCUAUUCAUGAAUUGAUGCAUGCACUUGGUAUUUUUCAUGAACAAGCUAGAGCUGAUCGUGAUGAUUUUGUUGAUAUUCAUUAUGAAAACAUCAUGCCAGAUUUCUUGAUUAAUUUUGAUAAACAAAGUCUUGAAAAUACAACAUACAGUUAUGAGUAUGAUUAUCAGAGUAUUAUGCAUUAUGGAAGUUUUUAUUUUAGUAAAAAUCCAGGAAAACCAACGAUAACACCAAAAAUACCUGGUGCAAUACUUGGACAAAGAAAAAGUAUGACAAAAACUGAUUGUCUCAAAGUUAAUGAACUUUAUGGAUGUUUAAAUGAUUCAUCUGAAGCUAAAAGAUGGUACAAUAUAUGCAAUGCACUUGGGAUUUAAAUUGAAAAAUUAAUUUUACAUUCAUUUAAAAAUAUGAUUUAAAAAUUGAUAAUAAUUUAUCAAUAACAAUAAUUAUAAACAAUGGAAAAAAAAUUGAAAUCGAUAUUCAAUACUAUAAAGCGUUCAAUACUAUAAAGUUUUAAUAGCAUAUAUUAUUUAAAUAAGCACUAUAUUUAUUUUCGAGAUGGCUUAUUUUUAUUACACAUGAGUGCCUACCUCAGAAUUACACGUAGCAUAUAGUGCUAAGGCCUUGAAAUCUUCGUUCUUUAUUUAUUUAUUUUGUUGAUGUGUGUUUUUUUAACUUCUACUUUUGCUAGGCCAAAUAGUACAUUUUGUUAUUAAUAAUAAAA